GUUUAUUUUAUUCACGAUAUUACGUACUUAGAAUAUCCAUGACGAUUCUAGUUGUCAAUUAACAGCCACUUGAACAAGUGUUUAAUAAAGGAACGAACGGAAUCAAUCGCAUACACGUGUCGGUCGGUUUCUGUCCUAUCAAAAGAUGUUGCGUGAAGACAUCUGCUGACUCAUCACAUCCGCAUCCGUUUUCAGACAACGAAGUGAUGUCUAUACUCAGCGAGUUGUAUUGAGCUGUUGAGAAUCAUGUUCUACCUAUACGGAGGAUUCAUACCAGUAAGCCAUCUAUGAGGCUAAUUCGGCAUUUCAUCCGGAACCGUCCGGAGGUCUUUGUGCGGGGACGGGAUCCUAGAAGCUCCAACGAGCUCAAUUGGACAAUAUCACGGCCACAACCUCGUGACAGGGGAAUACGAGAAUUGGCGUUCGUAUUUCCCAUGGAGCGGUCUGUCUAGGGAUGCAAUGAUCGUGAUGGCCUUAAGCGAAGCCAUAAGCCGCAAUUUAUUUCAGCGUCUUGUAGACGUACAUAUAAGUCGGAAACCCAUUCGUUGUUUUCCAGCUCAUUCUCGCCUCAUCCUCAUCAGCUCUCUCCAUUGCCUCCAUCAACAAGAAUCUUCCAGCUCCUCACUACACUCACUACCAAUAAUUUCCUCCUCAACCACCUCAUCAAAAUGAAGUUCUCCGCUGCUAUCAUGGGCGCUGCCCUCGUCGCCUCCGGUGUCUCCGCCCAGAAGGCCAUCGUAAAGAACAACUGCGGCUCGACCAUCUACGUGCAAUCCUUCCCCUAUGACGGCACCUCCGCCGGUCCCCUGACCACGCUCACCGCGGGCCAGACCUUCAGCGAGGACUUCCGCGCCGCUGGCUCGACCGUUAAGAUCGCAACCACCAAGACCCUCAACUCGCCUCUAUUCUUCGGCUACUCCUUCACCAAGAGCCCCGACUAUGCCUACUACGAAUUCAGCUCUGAAUGGGGCAACCCCUUCGCCAACUCAGCCAACACCCUCGGCGCGGGCGAAGGCUGCGAGUCCUUCAGCUGCGCGGCGGGCCAAGCCGGGUGCUACAGCCAGCCUGCGGCGAAGAAGGUAUACGGCUGCCCGCAGCCCGUGGACCUCGAGGCCGUUAUCUGCGCUUAGAUACCGAUUCACUUCUUCGCCCAUGUAAAUAAGGGAGUGGUGGGAGUAAUCACAAAAGGGUCGCAUUAGAGCACAAAAAAGAGGAACUAUCUUAAUGGUAUUAUGUAAUUAGUUUAGGCGUCCAGGAAAACAAUACACUUGUCGAAGUUACA
Molecule: messenger RNA, 1282 nt
Organism: Annulohypoxylon maeteangense
Lineage: Eukaryota; Fungi; Ascomycota; Sordariomycetes; Xylariales; Hypoxylaceae
Exons: 4
Coding region: 669-1130 (153 amino acids)
Source: RefSeq, a predicted model, not a curated record